This is a messenger RNA of Penicillium oxalicum, 1179 nucleotides long. RefSeq lists its product as uncharacterized. The record is from RefSeq and is a predicted model, not a curated record. Bases 1 to 1179 code for a protein of 392 amino acids. NCBI's taxonomy places the organism in Eukaryota, Fungi, Ascomycota, Eurotiomycetes, Eurotiales, Aspergillaceae. The transcript has a single exon.
AUGGCUGAAAGUGAAACUUUGGACAUGGCUUCUUCUGGGGUUUUUGAUGCCACAGAGUUCGAAAUGGCCCCUGUUGAUGAGGGAGAGAGUGAAGGAGAUCCUGGCUUCAUGUCCGCGGAGGUCGAAAUGGCCCCGGUUCUUCAGAGAGAGGAGGAAGAAGACUCUGGUUUUGUGUCCUGGGCUGGCGAAAGAAAUCCUCAAGUCCUUGCCCCCCUAGGCUUUCGCCCGGUUUGGUCCAAUGUGGAUGGAUACCCUGGCGAAAUCCCAGCUGACAUACUGGAGUGGGUUGGCCCUGAAAAUCCAACCGCUGCCGACCAUCUCAGAUUGGUUGGGCCCAUUUCUAGUCUGCUCUGGCUGGCUCGCUUUGAUGAUCUCGCCCAGAUCAUGCUGAGCCCAGAAUUCAUCGCGUGGGAUGAAGUGAUUGCGGUGCCCUCGAGCGCCAAUAUCCGGUCGUUGCUUCCCGACUUGGCCGCCGAUGAGCGAAUUCCAAGCUCGCUAUACCAAAGGUACACCGAGUACCCUCCGGCUUCAAUGUCAGCGGCCUUUGACUCCCCCGAAGCGUCUGUACCCUCGUGCGUGACCACCACUGCGGAGUCAUUCUCCCUGCUGAGAUUGUAUCCGCUUGCCGCCGACCAGCAUCUGCCCGCCAAACUUCUCUCGGCGCGUAUUUCCUUCGAUAAGCCGAACAAGCUAGCCCGACGAAUCGAAAGGGACUUAAUCAGCACACUCGGAAACGAUCUCCUUUUCCGUGGAACGAAGCGGCGGCUUCUGAAGCCGCAGAUGAAGUGGUUCGUUCCUGUCCUGAACUCAUCAAACACCGACAACGAGUUUGGGCCGGGAAUCUAUACAACCCCCUCCCUGGAACACGCUCUUCACUACGCCGGCCCCCAGGGAGUGUUGCUCGUCUUCAAGAGCCCAGACUUCCAUAAUGUCGAUGUUUGGGAACUCGAUGGUAUCGAAUGGCGCACCACAGUCGAUCACUGGACAGGUCGCAGGGCAGCCACCCAAAAACCUCCUGGGUGGGGAAGUGAUGUGACAAAGGGGCCCAUCUCUGUUGCUCGCCCUAGAUCAUCAACCAGGAUCCGUGACCCCGGCCCUCAUACUCAGGUUGUCGCCACUGCCUACCCUGGAGCAGCCGCACUUGCGCUUUCGCUAUGUAUGGUGAUCUGGAUUGAGUAG